UCCUGCUGUCUUUCUUCUCCUCCUCCUUGCUCGUUUCACACGCACACAAGGAGAGAGACAGAGAGAGUCCGAGGGAGGAGAGGAAGUGAAACAGAGAGUGGAUCGAGGAUGGAGAGGAGGAGGAAGGCAAUGUGGCUGUACCCCAAGGUGGUCGGCUUCAACCCUCCAGAAAGAUGGGGGCACUCCGCGUGCUUCUUCGAAGGAGUCAUCUACGUCUUCGGGGGAUGCUGCGGCGGCCUGCAUUUCAGCGACGUCCUGACCCUGAACCUCAAGACGAUGGCAUGGAGCUCUUUGACCACGACGGGGCAGAGGCCCGGCACACGGGACAGCCACGGCGCGGCGCUGAUCGGCCACCGGAUGAUGGUGUUCGGCGGCACCAACGGCUCCAAGAAGGUGAACGACCUCCACGUGCUGGACCUGCGCACCAAGGAGUGGAGCAGGCCGCCCUGCAAGGGGACCCCGCCGUCGCCGCGCGAGAGCCACACCGUCACCACGGCCGCCGGCGGCGACAGGAUCGUAGUCUUUGGCGGCAGCGGGGAAGGGGAGGGCAACUACCUCAACGACGUGCACGUGCUGGACGUGCCCACCAUGACGUGGACCUCACCGGAGGUCAGCGGCGACGUCGUUCCCGCUCCCAGGGACAGCCAUGGGGCCGUCGCGGUUGGCAACAGGCUCUUUGUCUACGGAGGGGACUGCGGCGACCGCUACCAUGGCGAGGUGGACGUGCUCGACAUGGACAGCAUGACAUGGUCACGGUUGGCAGUUAAAGGAGCCUCACCUGGUGUCCGGGCAGGUCAUGCAGCUCUUGGCAUUGGGUCUAAGAUCUACAUAAUUGGAGGAGUUGGUGAUAAGCAAUACUACAGUGAUGCAUGGAUUCUUGAUGUCAUGAGCCGGUCUUGGACCCAACUUGAGACAUGUGGGCAGCAACCUCAGGGCCGGUUUUCUCAUUCCGCGGUCAUCAUGGAUACUGAUGUUGCAAUCUAUGGAGGAUGUGGUGAGGAUGAACGCCCCCUGAAUGAGCUACUCAUUCUGCAAUUGGGUUCCGGGCAUCCAAAUGGACGCUACAACAUCUCAAUGUGCAAGAUUUUGAGCAACCACUGGAGCCAGGAGAAGCGCAAGUUCUUGAGGGCAGAAAACCAGAGGGAUGCAAGUGCGAGCAAUGGGGACAUCGGCCAUAAACCUCGAGAAGCAGAAAUCAAGCAAAGAAGUACUUACAUCCGUGGUAUAGAGAAUGGCCAUGUGAAAAGAAGAAAAACUGGGGAUGUUGGUCCAAAUGAGAUCGAUCUGGAGCAGGAGGAGCACUCGCUGUCUCUUUCCCAACACUCGUCGCCUUCCCAGUCCGAUCAGGAGCAGAAUGCAGCUCAGAAGCUUUCAGGAUCUCCAAGAGGGUCAAUCUCAGGGCUGCAACCGUUCGUUCGUCUCAACAGCAACGGUUCUCUAAGGACUACAGGAGGAGGUAUGUCAGCAAGGCCUCUGAAGACCGACCAGUUUAUCCGCAACAUUGCACCACAGCAACGGCACGAGAUGCAGUUCCUAACAGCUGAACCUAAGCAGCACCUCCGGCCAUCGGGUCCAUCUCUUAUUGGAGCCGAGGUUCAGGGCACAAUCGAUGGAGCUUUUGAUUCGGGGUACCUCAUGACAGCCGUCGUCAACGGGCAACUCUUCAGAGGAGUUCUGUUUGCUCCUGGACCUGGAGUAACAGCUCCAAGACCUGCAAUGCAUCAUCAGAUUCUGAAUAGCUCGGCGGUUCCACCCCAUCAGCGCCCAGUGCUUGCUCAUGCGUUCCCCGUUCAUGCCCGACCGGUGCCGCAGGCAACAGGCUUCGUCCUGCCCGACUACGGUCAGCAUACGCGGCGUGGGUUCCCGGCCAAGGUCAUCAAGUCCGAGCAAGAGAGGAGCGGCAGUGACCUUCAUGAUGUUGUGCUCACACUCGGGGGGCCUGGAGGGGCCAAGUGAUGCUGUUUUCACAACACUUCGGGAUCCAGGCCGUGCUGUUCAUCUGUUAAACUUGCUCUGUAAAAUAGACCAUUCUAGUUGAGGAAAAUAAGCCUCGUGGCUGAGUGUAAUCGUCACUGAUCAUGGGCAGACGGCUUUGGUGGUCUUAGGGUUUGAUCUGCGGUUCUAUAUAUAGUGUUAGCUUGAUGAAAUUUAGUUUUCUCUCAGAGCCAUCUCUUCGAUGAUAAGUUUUGAGACUAGUGGUGAGUUUUCUGA
This is a messenger RNA of Lolium rigidum, 2211 nucleotides long. Its product is annotated as acyl-CoA-binding domain-containing protein 4-like. NCBI's taxonomy places the organism in Eukaryota, Viridiplantae, Streptophyta, Magnoliopsida, Poales, Poaceae. Bases 109 to 1956 code for a protein of 615 amino acids. The record is from RefSeq and is a predicted model, not a curated record. The transcript has 9 exons. Gene Ontology annotation, molecular function: protein binding.